Messenger RNA from Quercus robur (English oak), 1623 nucleotides. Its product is annotated as monodehydroascorbate reductase, seedling isozyme. The coding region runs from base 120 to 1424 and encodes 434 amino acids. NCBI's taxonomy places the organism in Eukaryota, Viridiplantae, Streptophyta, Magnoliopsida, Fagales, Fagaceae. Gene Ontology annotation, cellular component: cytoplasm. The record is from RefSeq and is a predicted model, not a curated record. The transcript is spliced from 10 exons. Gene Ontology annotation, molecular function: oxidoreductase activity, acting on NAD(P)H; flavin adenine dinucleotide binding.
UUUCCUCUUCUAUCUGUUCAAAACAGAUACACACACACACACACACACACACACACACAAGUCUCUCAGUUCAUAGCAAAAGCAAAAAAGGCACAAAAGCUCCAUUUCGAUCAUCAUCAAUGGCGGCGAAGAGCUUCAAGUACGUGAUCGUCGGUGGCGGAGUCUCAGCCGGAUAUGCGGCUAGGGAAUUUGCCAAACAGGGUGUUAAGCCAGGAGAGCUGGCAAUCAUUUCCAAAGAGGCGGUGGCACCUUAUGAACGUCCGGCACUUAGCAAGGCCUACCUAUUCCCUGAGUCUCCUGCCAGACUCCCUGGGUUCCAUGUCUGUGUUGGAAGUGGAGGAGAGAGAUUGCUUCCAGAGUGGUACAAAGAGAAAGGAAUAGAAUUGAUCCUCAGCACAGAAAUAGUUAAAGCAGAUCUUGCUGCCAAAACUCUGAUUAGUGCUGCUGGAGAAACUUUCAAUUAUCAGAUUUUGAUUAUUGCAACUGGUUCAUCUGUUAUCAGGUUGACAGAUUUUGGCGUACAAGGAGCUGAUGCCAAAAACAUCUACUACUUGAGAGAAGUUGAUGAUGCUGAUAAGCUUGUAGAAGCUAUCAAAGCAAAGAAGAAUGGGAAGGUUGUGAUUGUUGGAGGAGGCUAUAUUGGUCUUGAGCUUAGUGCGGUUAUGAAAAUCAACAAUUUGGAUGUCAAAAUGGUUUACCCUGAACCAUGGUGCAUGCCUCGGCUUUUCACUGCUGAUAUAGCUGCUUUCUAUGAGGGUUUUUAUAAAAACAAAGGAAUCCAAAUUAUCAAGGGAACAGUUGCUGUUGGGUUUACAGCUGAUUCAAAUGGAGAGGUAAAGGAAGUGAAGCUUAAGGAUGGCAGGGUGCUAGAAGCUGACAUUGUUGUUGUUGGUGUUGGGGGAAGGCCUCUUACAACAUUAUUCAAAGGUCAGGUUGAAGAGGAGAAAGGUGGCAUUAAGACUGACUCAUUCUUCAAAACAAGCGUGCCUAAUGUAUAUGCUGUAGGCGAUGUGGCCACUUUCCCUUUGAAAUUGUACAAGGAGUUGAGAAGAGUUGAACAUGUUGACCAUUCACGCAAAUCUGCUGAGCAGGCUGUGAAGGCCAUCAAGGCAAGUGAGGAGGGGAAAACAAUUGAGGAGUAUGACUACCUUCCAUUCUUCUAUUCUCGCUCAUUUGAUCUGUCAUGGCAAUUCUAUGGUGACAAUGUGGGUGACACAGUGAUAUUUGGAGACAAUAACCCAGAAACACCGAAGCCCAAGUUCGGAUCAUACUGGAUCAAAGAUGGGAAGGUAUUGGGAGCUUUCCUGGAGGGUGGGACUCCUGAGGAAAACAAGGCUAUUGCCAAAGUUGCAAGGGUGCAACCUCCUGUUGAGAAUUUGGAUGUGCUAUCAAAGGAGGGUCUUUCCUUUGCUUGCAAGAUAUGAAAACCUUCUUCCAUAGGGGGGAAGAUGGAUAGCUUUUGAUGCCACUUCUUGUCUAUGUAGAUUACAUAAAACUGUUGGCUUUUGUUUUCCUAAUCACUUAUGUUUUGAUUUGGUAAAUUAUGAACUAUGAGCUGCAGAUACUCGUUCCUUAUUGUAGCUUUGAAUUUAAUAAUUUGUUACGUUUACUGCUGGUUAUUUA